Messenger RNA from Mytilus trossulus (common blue mussel), 869 nucleotides. Its product is annotated as allograft inflammatory factor 1-like. The coding region runs from base 203 to 664 and encodes 153 amino acids. The record is from RefSeq and is a predicted model, not a curated record. Gene Ontology annotation, biological process: actin filament bundle assembly; ruffle assembly. Gene Ontology annotation, molecular function: actin filament binding; calcium ion binding. The transcript is spliced from 6 exons. Lineage: Eukaryota; Metazoa; Mollusca; Bivalvia; Mytilida; Mytilidae. Gene Ontology annotation, cellular component: actin filament; ruffle membrane.
AAACUACACAGAAGGAAGUCACCUUGAUAGUUUGAAAUGGAAAUUAAUCCGGAAGAUUUUAUUAUUGUCCGUUAUAUAUCAAAAUAAAUGUUUUAGUAACCAUGUAUGCGUGAAAUCGUCUUAAGGUCAUAUCACGUGACAAUGGGACUAGGAAGUUGUACGUUUCAUCAUUGAUACACAUUAAACAACAUCACAGGAAAAGAUGUCAACUACAAAUGGGAAUUUAGAUCUUGCAGAUAAACAGGGUGGGAAGAAGUUUGGUGUUUUAAAGAAGCGACAAGAAGAGGAACUGUCUGACAUAAAUAAGGAAUAUGAAACAGACGAUUGUUAUUCUGAAAUUGAAGACUUGCCACAACAGCUGGUGGCUUAUAAAGCACAAUUUAUGGAGUUUGAUCUAGAUAAUUCAGGUGACAUAGAUGAAAUGGAAUUAAAACAAAUGUUAGAAAAACUUGGAACGCCGAAAACGCACAAAGAAGUGAAGAAAAUGAUCCAAGAAGUAGACACGAAUAAUUCCGGGACAAUCCAUUACAGGGAGUUCUUAAAUAUGAUGUUAGGGAAAAAAUCAACAGUACUGAAAAUAAUUUUAAUGUUCGAACAAAGGAGUAAAGAAAAGGCGAAACCUCAAGGUCUUCCUGCUAAACGAGACAUCAGCAGCUUGCCUUAAAACAUUGCAGCAAUUUCAAAAGUGUUCAGCAAAUAUAUUAAACUUUUAAGACCAGCAAUGCAAACGUAAACGUCGUGUAUCAUCUAUGCAGAACUCGAAUAUUCAUUACCUUGUUUAUAAAUCAAACUUGUUUUCAUUUUUCAUACCAUUUUGUGAUAUUUCAUAACAUUUCAGUUAUACAUUAUUAUAUAAAUGAAUUAUUGUA